Oikopleura dioica is the source of this 924-nucleotide messenger RNA. Lineage: Eukaryota; Metazoa; Chordata; Appendicularia; Copelata; Oikopleuridae. The record is from the annotation of a GenBank genome assembly.
AUGAGAGGAGCAAAUUUACUUUAUUCAUUUUACGUCGCCAUUUCGGCGCAAUCGAACAAAAACUAUGUUCGAUUUCCGGCGAUUGGAGACUGGGGAGGAUCAGAUUAUAUCAUCUUUCCUGAUGGAAAUACGUUCACUCAAGAAUAUGGGGCUGCAUCGAUGGAUCGACUUUGCGGCGAAAAAACAUGUGAUUUUUUGCUCUCCUUGGGCGACAAUUUCUACACAGAAGGAGUAAAAGACAUAGAUGACACCAGAUUUCAUUUCACCUACGAGCUUGUUUACGGAAAAGCAUCAGAACGAGAAGUUCUCAAAACGCUUGACUUUUACCAAUGUCUUGGCAAUCAUGAUCACCGAGACAACGCUACUGCUCAGGUUCUCUAUUCGAAUUUGAUGGAAACGACGUUCAAAAUUCCAGAUCUAUGGUACUCCUUCACGAUCGAAAAAGAAAGCUUUUCGUUCAAAAUGAUCAUGAUCGACACAAUGGUGAUGAUGAACUCUCGCGAAACUCAUCAACUCCCGGGCUAUCCCGAUCGGGACUACCGGGCUGAACAGAAUGCUUGGCUAGAGGAAGAGCUGGCUAAUAGCGAUGCUGAUUAUCUGAUCGUUUCUGGACAUCAUCCGGUUUACAGUGUUUCUACUCAUGGGCCGACAUCUGCUCUUGUUGAAACUCUUCAGCCGCUGCUGGAAAAGUACCACGUAGACGCGUAUUUAUGCGGGCACGACCAUAACAUGCAACACUGGUUCCACAAGCGUACACAUUAUUUCAUCUCUGGAAUGGGCGAAAUUCCGAAUCCGACGCUGCGAAACAUGAACCAUCCCUUGAAUCCAGCAGAAGCAUUUGAUUAUUUUACCAUUUUGAAACCGAUUCAAGAAGAGUUGCUUGGAAUUCUGGAAUGUUUUUCAAGAAUUUUUUUAAUCAACUGA